AUGGAUUUCUCUGAUAUUUUCCGCAUUGUCAACUUGGCCGCAGGCGGCCUCAUGGUGGUAGGAGGCGUCUUCCACGCCUUUCCCGUCUCGAUCACACAUGUCGUGAUCUCCGUCUACAUAAUCAUGUUUGGCCUUGCAACUGCGCUACUCGAAUUCCAGAUUCCUCCCCAAGUAGCUCGAUACGCCUCGUUUCUCUUCUCGUUCGUCGGUCGCGGAUUCUUCUACAUCUUCAUCGGUACCCUUCUCUUGGAUUACGGCAUCCUUGACAUUAUCAUUGGUACUCUCAUAGGCAUCGUUGGCCUCGGAUACGUUGUCCUCGAAUUUAUUCCCUCCAUCGAACCACCGCAGAACAUGCGCGAGGCAGACGGUGGAUGGGGUGCUGAGCAGGUUUAA
Drepanopeziza brunnea f. sp. 'multigermtubi' MB_m1 is the source of this 393-nucleotide messenger RNA. RefSeq lists its product as uncharacterized. Gene Ontology annotation, cellular component: Golgi membrane. NCBI's taxonomy places the organism in Eukaryota, Fungi, Ascomycota, Leotiomycetes, Helotiales, Drepanopezizaceae. The record is from RefSeq and is a predicted model, not a curated record. Gene Ontology annotation, biological process: vesicle-mediated transport.